GCAUGUUCCUCCCGCGUGCGCGCUGACCUCAGCGCGCCACGGACGUACCUACGUCGUAACGUCGCGUCUCCCCCCCCGCCCCCCCUUCUUCCCCCCGCCCCGGUAACCGGGGAAGCGGCGGCUGCGGUGCCCGAGGGACACACUGGGGACAUCAUGAAUUGGAACAAAGGUGGACCUGGUACUAAGAGAGGCUUUGGGUUUGGUGGCUUUGCCAUAACACCUGGGAAGAAGGAGGAGCCGAAGCUCUCUCAGCAGUCUCACAGUGCUUUUGGAACAGCCGGUUCUUCUGCUGCAUUUGCAAAAUCAGUACCUCCUCAGCUGCCUUCUUUCUACAAAAUUGGGUCAAAGCGAGCCAACUUUGAUGAAGAGAAUGCGUACUUUGAGGAUGAAGAGGAAGAUUCCAGCAAUGUGGAUUUGCCAUACAUUCCUGCAGAGAAUUCCCCCACUCGCCAGCAGUUUCAUUCCAAAUCAGCAGACUCUGACAGCGAUGAUGAUCCUCUGGAGGCAUUCAUGGCUGAAGUGGAGGAUCAAGCUGCUCGAGACAUGAAGAGACUCGAAGAUAAAGACAAGGAAAAAAAGAAUGCUAAGGGUAUUCGAGAUGACAUUGAAGAGGAAGAUGACCAAGAAGCUUAUUUUCGCUACAUGGCUGAAAACCCCACUGCUGGUGUGGUGCAAGAAGAGGAAGAGGAUAACCUGGAGUAUGAUAGUGAUGGGAAUCCAAUUGCACCGUCCAAAAAAAUCAUUGACCCUCUUCCACCUAUCGAUCACUCAGAGAUUGAAUAUCCACCAUUUGAGAAGAAUUUCUAUGAUGAGCAUGAGGAGAUCACAAGUCUCACGCCGCAGCAAGUGGUAGAGCUACGUCAUAAGCUAAAUCUCCGGGUCUCUGGUGCUGCUCCUCCAAGGCCUGGCAGUAGUUUUGCUCAUUUUGGGUUUGAUGAGCAGCUUAUGCAUCAAAUUAGGAAAUCUGAGUAUACCCAGCCCACUCCUAUACAAUGUCAGGGUGUUCCAGUUGCACUAAGUGGCAGAGAUAUGAUUGGGAUAGCUAAGACUGGAAGUGGAAAAACAGCAGCCUUCAUCUGGCCAAUGCUGAUUCAUAUCAUGGAUCAAAAGGAGCUUGAGCCGGGGGAUGGUCCCAUUGCAGUCAUUGUCUGCCCAACCAGAGAGCUUUGCCAACAGAUCCACUCGGAAUGUAAGCGCUUUGGUAAGGCAUAUAAUCUGCGCUCUGUAGCUGUGUAUGGAGGAGGAAGCAUGUGGGAGCAAGCCAAAGCCCUCCAGGAGGGGGCAGAGAUAGUUGUCUGCACACCAGGUCGUUUGAUUGAUCAUGUGAAAAAGAAAGCUACAAACCUUCAAAGAGUCACUUAUCUUGUGUUUGAUGAAGCUGACAGAAUGUUUGAUAUGGGGUUUGAAUAUCAGGUCAGAUCCAUCGCAAACCACGUCCGUCCUGACAGGCAGACCCUCUUGUUCAGUGCCACUUUCCGUAAGAAGAUUGAGAAAUUGGCCCGGGAUAUUCUGAUCGACCCCAUCCGAGUUGUGCAGGGAGACAUUGGAGAGGCCAAUGAAGAUGUUACUCAAAUUGUGGAGAUUUUCCCCUCUGGCCCUAGCAAGUGGAACUGGCUGACUCGACGCCUCGUGGAGUUCACGUCUUCUGGCAGUGUUCUCCUGUUUGUCACCAAGAAGGCAAAUGCAGAAGAGUUGGCCAAUAACCUCAAGCAGGAGGAUCAUAACUUGGGACUGCUUCAUGGUGACAUGGACCAGAGUGAGAGGAAUAAAGUCAUUUCAGAAUUUAAGAAGAAGGGGAUCCCGAUACUGGUAGCUACUGAUGUGGCAGCUCGUGGGUUAGAUAUUCCUUCCAUUAAGACUGUCAUCAACUACGACGUGGCUCGAGACAUAGAUACCCACACCCAUCGGAUCGGUCGCACCGGCAGAGCGGGCGAGAAGGGAGUUGCCUACACUCUGCUGACUCCCAAAGACAGUAACUUCGCUGGUGAUCUUGUCAGGAACCUAGAAGGGGCUAAUCAGCAUGUUUCCAAGGAACUGUUGGAUUUAGCAAUGCAGAAUCCAUGGUUUCGAAAAUCACGUUUCAAAGGAGGAAAAGGCAAGAAGCUGAAUAUUGGUGGUGGUGGCUUAGGAUACCGUGAACGUCCUGGUCUGGGAUCAGAAAACUCUGACCGUGGAAACAACAACAGCGUGAUGAGUAACUACGAGGCGUACAAGCCAUCCACUGGGGCAAUGGGAGACAGGCUUACAGCAAUGAAAGCAGCUUUUCAGUCCCAGUACAAGAGCCACUUUGUUGCUGCAAGCUUAAACAAUCAAAAGACUGGUAGCUCUGCUGCUGGGGCAAGUGGCUGGACCAGCGCCGGGAGCUUGAACUCGGUACCGACGAGUUCAGCCCAGCAAAACACUGCAAGCCCUGAGAGCCCACUUGCAGCCACCGCAGCAGCAAAGGGUGUGCCAGGCUUCACCAGCACGGGGAGUUUGAGUAGCGUUCCCACCUUCCCAAGCGUCGGGGGACAGGGCUUCAACAACACAAGUGCCAGCACCAACAGUCGAGAGGGCGGCGGCGGUACCGGUGUUGCCACCACUGGUGGUGGUGGUGGCGGCGGCGGUGGCGGCGGUGCCGUGGUCAGGGAACGGUACAACGACAGCCGGCCCGGUCGGCACAACGAAGCCCCGCGCCGUGGAGAGGGGGGUGGUCGCUACAACGACGUGCAGCGCCACGGGGAAGGAGCUGGUCGCCACAGUGACGUUUACCGCCACGGAGAGAGCCGCCACGGCGACAACCAUCGCCACGGGGAGAGCCGGCACUUCACUGACGUGGGUGCUGGGAACCGCAAUAACGGUGACAGCAGGAACAGCAGCGAGGGGAGGAACAACGAGAACAGGAAUGGUGACAACAGGAAGGAGGCCGCCAACCGAGACAACAAAACAGAUGGGUUUGCUGUCCCAGAGCCCCCAAAGCGGAAGAAGAGCCGGUGGGACAGUUAAAAGCUGGUGUUGCCCCAGCAUGGGGUCCCUGCAGGUGGUGUUGCCUUUUGCCAGAGGAUUUUGGGGGGGGGGUUUUGGUAAGUGGUGGUUGAGAUGCUGGGGGAGGAGAAGGAAACCAUACGAACUACACUCCCCGUGCAAGUCUGGGCCGGUACAUCUGCAAACAGCUUCUCUCUAAUGAUGUGUACACACAGUGCUUUAGUGCAAGAGAAAUCAUUUUGGUAAAGCUCCCUGGGUUCUGCUUUAAACAUUCAGUGCUCAAGUGACUGCUGGAGUUAAACAGAUCUUGCCAAGAAAGAAGCUGUUUCAUGGCCUUGGAACAUUAAGAAACUGUUGUCCCUACAAGUAUAAAGUAGUCCUUUUCUUAACCAGCAUUCACACUUAAAAAGUAACAGCUAGAGAUGCUCAGGACCCACCUGGUAAACAGUGCUCUCUCGGCAGUGUGUUCAGUGUGGUAAGUUCUUCCCCAGCCUCUUGUUUUCCCAUAUUAUCCCUACAUAAUUUGGCCUCCAGGUUGCCCCUUACAUCCCAUCACGUAAGGAUCCAUCAAUUUGCAUUGCUGAAGGUGGGAUGAAGCUGAUUUUCCUUGUUUUUUGUUUUUUUAAGAAGCUGUUCAAAGGCUCCUUCUCCAGCCCAGCAAACCCCAAAUUCACCUCUAGUGCAGGCUGGACUCCCUUGGCUUGGCUGUGGUCAGUACAUCAAUCCCAACCCCACUGCCCAGGUCUUUCAUUCUUCUAAAGAACCUCUUCUCUCCUGCAACCCUUCACGUUGAUGGAAGCCUGCAUAGCAAACUUGGCUCUCUGCUGUGCCUGUGCACCCUCUGUUAUGAGAGGGUUGAGUGCUUUCUUCAAAUUAAAGACAAAAAAGGGAAUCCAAUACAGCCACACUACUCCAAGGCUGGUGCCCCCCAUGCAGUAUAGCUCAGUGAAGAGGCUUCCCUCAGUAAUUCAGGGACCUGCUGCUCUCAGAAGCCUUCAGGGAGAACCUGAGAAGCGAUUGAUGAAGUGGAACAGCUCGGCUCUCGCCCCAUAUUGGACACAUGUAGUUAAAACUGUAAAAUCCUGCUUGACAGUUUUUAACUCCUUGUGUGUAUUAUCCCUUUUUUAACUCUUUGUUGGCACCAUAAAGGUAAGGCAGGAAAUCUUUUGUUGAAACAUGGCAGCACCCACCCCUGUCUUGUUUCUACUGAAAGAAGGGUUGGAAUCUGUCAGGUUUUGGUGACAUUGUGAUGUUUUCUUUAUCAGCUGUGCAUUUACUUUCUGCUUGCUCUAGUAAAUGUUUUAUUACUGGUUCAAA
This is a messenger RNA of Pezoporus occidentalis (night parrot), 4281 nucleotides long. RefSeq names its product DEAD-box helicase 42 (gene DDX42). The record is from RefSeq and is a predicted model, not a curated record. NCBI's taxonomy places the organism in Eukaryota, Metazoa, Chordata, Aves, Psittaciformes, Psittacidae. Bases 154 to 2985 code for a protein of 943 amino acids. The transcript is spliced from 18 exons. Gene Ontology annotation, molecular function: nucleic acid binding; RNA helicase activity; ATP binding.